CGGGAAUAUCCAAGCGCUGAUCUUAUAAUGGUGACGUCACUUUUUGCGACUACAGUACACAAAAUUAACAUUGUCUAUUUUUGACAUUUUCCUGUGAUACUUGAAAGAUUAGUGGCUAAAAUGUCAGCAGAUCCACCAAGGAAGGCCUAUAAAUAUACUUGCAGCAUGAUGAGACCCCAAAUAUACAGUGAGAAGUCUUUAAUGGAAAGUGUGGUGGAUUUUUUCUCUGAUGUUGUGCCACAGGCUUAUACAGGAACACAGAAAAAUGAAGAUAGGGAGAAGAUCCAGUGGGUCAGAUUUGAAAAUUGUGAUUGCAAUGAUGUUGCCAAGAAUCCUGAUAUGUUUAGGUCUGACACUAAAGGUCUGCCUCUCCUUCUUAUACUUGGCUACAGUAAUGGUGUACAGAUAUGGCAUGUCACUCCAAAUGGAGAGGCACAAGAAGUGUUGUCUAUGAGACAGGGGCCUGUCAGAAUUUGCCGGAUCUUACCCAACCCUGAUCCAGUUCUUGGUAAUGGUGACAGUUUUAGUCAUAAGAGACCACUGAUAGUGAUGUGCGACUCAUCAAGUGCUGGACAGCCAUACUGUGGUGUUAAGUUUGUGUCGUUGAAAACUGGGGAUGAAGUGCAUAGCAUUAGCUACAAAACACUGCCUGUACAGAAUAUAGAGUGUAAUAAGAGGUUCCUGGUUAACAUAUUUCUGGAGAAAGUUUGUGUGUAUGAAACAUGUGCAUUUCAACAGUUGUUCUGGAUCACAAGCUGUUAUCCCUGUUCUGGUCCUACAGUGAACCCUAUAGCCUUGUCUACAAGAUGGUUAGCAUAUGCUGAUAAAAGGUUGGUUCCUAUGCAUCAGUCUUGUGGAGGAAUGUCAGGGGAUGGUUCCCAGUCCUAUGCUGCUACAGUUAUCAGUGCUGCUAAGGGAGCAUUUAAAGGAUUAUCAAUGUUUGGCGAGGCAAUGGUUAGUUCUGUUACUGGAUGUAAGCCGUCGCCAGUAAAGAGGGAUUGUGUAACAUUAGAUAACGGGAACCGGCCGGGUAUUGUUACAGUUGUAGAUAUACAGAACAUUCAUAAUGACCACUUUAAUGUGAAUGAAGACAAUGAGGGGGAUGGGCUGAUUGCUCACUUCCAUGCACAUGCCAAUGAGCCGGUAUCCAAUAUGGCUUUUGAUCCGACUGGUACCCUGCUUGUUACAGCCUGUAAGCUAGGACACAAUUUCCAUGUGUUCCGACUUAUGGCACAUCCUGUGAGCUCUUCACUAGGGGCUGUACAUCAUCUAUAUACAUUACACAGAGGGGAGACAACUGCAAAGGUUAUUGACAUAAGUUUUAAUCAUGACAGUAGAUGGAUCACAGUAAGCUCACAUAGAGGAACCACUCAUCUUUUUCCUAUCACACCAUACGGGGGAUCAGUUAACAUUCGGACCCACUGUAAACCUCAUGUAGUAAAUAGAGCUAGUAGAUUCCACCGGAGUGCUGGUCUGGAUGAGUUUGACCACAGUGUUGGCCGGAGAAGUCCAGUAUUGUCCACUAGUCCAAGCUCUUCAGGGCAGUAUGACAGGUAUCCCACACUGAUUCAACAAAAUACCCUGAACAACAACAUGGGCAACCCACGUUUACCACCUUAUCCCCACCCCAUCACCAUAUACCCAACAUUCCAAGUAAAACAGCCACUAAACGUCGCCCUGAACCCAGGAAACAAGAACCAGAGUCCUAGUCACAGCCCCACGGGAUUUGAUAAUGUUUAUUGUGUGUGUGCAAAGUUCUGUACCCCCAGACUGUGUGUAAUUGGUUCACCUAAACUGGAUGUUGAACGAAGAGAUGGAGGUAAGAGGCCUGUUGACUCGUUGUUUGUGAUGGCCCAGUCUGGUACACUAGUCGAGUAUGUAUUAGAACCGAGAGCUAAAUCUGUCAGUGAUAAAGUCACAGAUGACUGUCUUCUAGAACUGAAUGUGGUCGGACGAAUGCAAUGGAAUCUGCAGAGACUGAAGAACUCCCCAGAGUUGAGACCACCGUUGCCUAGCAACAGUCCCCUGAUAUUGUCACAUGAGGCUGUGGUAUCACAAAUUCCUACAGCACCAGAUUUGUAUGAUUUACCUGGAUUAACAAGGCAGGACUCCAAGGACAGUUUAUCAUCGGAACAUAGUAGUAAAGAUGAUAGUGAUGAACAAUGGCUCUCACAGGUUGAGAUAAUCACCCAUGCAGGGCCUCAUAGACGACUCUGGAUGGGGCCUCAAUUUUCCUUUAAGACUUACCAGGAGAACACAACAGUUCUGUCAUCUAACUCCUCCUCCUUGCUUUCCCAGAGUCCUGAGUCCAAUAUGGCCGCCAUGGAUAUGAUGGGUGAUGAAGGUGACCUUGAAAGUCUCAAGUAUAAUUUGGUUGAUAACGAAUUUAGCUUGAAGGUCAAUGAGUCUGCUACAAACAAUCCAAGAGCAAGUGUAAGAGCAGAAAAGGCAAGAGAUCAGGGUGGGAAGAAGAAUGUUGUAGAAAAAAAUGAAGGUGCUGGAGUUAUUCAUAAGGAGAAGACAAGGGCUGCUAAAAAGGAAGGUUUAGCUGAAAACAUUGACUUAUGUCCAGACACAUCAGUGCAAAAAAUAAAUAGUCCAAACAAAAAUAAGGAUGAAAAAUUAUCUUCAAGUGAAAAUAUGAAAACCAGUGAAAUUAAAAUGCUAGAGAAAGAUAAAGGAUUAGAAAUUCGGAAAUCAAUUUCUCCUGAAGCUGUUGAAGAAAAUAUGAAUUCAAAUUUUGAUACUGUUGUAAAAUCCAAAGGGAAGAAAAAGAGAAAAAAUGAGAGCACCAAUGAAAAAGAUCUUGUUGCAACAAGUAUGGAACAUAGGAAAGUAUACGACUUUAAAUAUGAUGGUGAGUGCACUCUGAAGUCUGAAAUUUCUGUAACAAAAGAUAUAUCAAGAAAUAAAGAUGAUAAACAAGAAAGAAACAAACAAAAACCUAAAGAAUCAGAAAGGAAUUUGUCUCUUACACAGGAAGCUGAACUGACGGAAAGUGAAAAUGAUACCAAAAAACAAAAUGUAGAAGUUAAUGAUAAAUUAAAGUCAUCAGAAUUUCAGUCAGCUGUCUCUGAUAAAGAACCAGUAAAAUCAAAUUCUUUUAAGUCUGAUGAAGAUAUGUUUCAAGUUAAAAGUAAGAAAAAUCGUAAGAAGAAGAAAAAUAUGUUUGAAGAUUCAUGUUAUGGUGAAAUACCAAAGGAUUCUGAGAAGCAAACUGAUAUAGAAUCAGGUGUAAAUGAGUCACAUGCAAUUAAAGAAGUGGUAAGGUUAGAAGAAACAGAUGUAAAGAAGGAAAAUUACACAGAGAAGACAGAGUACAAGUUUGAAGUUUCCUCUGUUGUAGAAAAAAUACCAGAUGAAUUGAGCGAAGUCUGUGACACUGGCAAGGAAGAACUUUCUGCCGUUGCAUCAAACAAUGAUAACAUUGUUAAAGUGAAAAACAGUAAGGUCUGUAGAAAAGAUGAGCCAAUGUCAAAUGAUAAGGACGAAAAUCCCAAUAUUGAAUCUGGAGGAAAAUCAGAAGUUUUGGAAACAACUACACUUCAAAAGAAUGAACAAGCUCAAGCUGAAAUGGCAGACGAGGAAAUGUUUGUUGUGACUAAGAAAAAGGGGAAAAAGAAGAAGAAAAAUGGGGAUACCUCAACUGAAUCCCCAUGCCCAUCAUCUGAAAAUAAAGUAACUAAAGGUAAAUCAACAGUCAUUGAAAAUGUUUGGUCAAACAAGAAAACACUUGGUGGAUGUCAGGAAACAGAAAAUUUACUGGAAGAAAAGCAAGGAAACAUUAAAGAAACUCGUAGUGAAAUUAAGGAGGAUAAAAACUUAAAUGAUACUAACUCAGAUAAGAAAUCAAAGAGUACUACUUGGGCUGAAAUCUCAGUUGACUCUAAUGAAGAACCACAAAAAAUUGAUGAAGAGGAUGACGAAUUCGGAGUAAUUAUAAUGGAGAAGAAAAUGGAAGAUUCGGCAGAGUCAGGGUCAAAGUAUGAAACGGCAGAUUCUGCAGAAGAUGAUCCAUCGGCUUGGGAAAGAUUUGAAGAAUGUUCUGAAGAGAAUGAAUCUGAACGUGAUACUGCUGUAGAGUCAUGUAGUAAUAUUUCAAACGAAAUGAAUGAAGCUGUAAACGAUCUGCCAGGGAAAUCUAAAUCUUCGGGAUCAGUUAACAAAGCAAAUAGUUCAAAUGAAAUUGAAAUUAAUGAGGGAAACGAUCAUUUUGAUGAGUCAAGCUUAAUUAAAAGUGAAAAAGCAAGUCCAUUGUCAGAAACGAAUGAUGAAAAAAGUUUUGCUUUGGGUACUAAGAAUGAGGUAGGUGUGUCUGCAAUGUCAAUGUCUGUGUACGAUGACUCACCUAGUAGUUCUAGUAGAAGUUCAGAGGAGCGUGAUGUUAAUGGAAAAGUGAAAACAUCACCUGAAAAAGAAUCUAAAAGCAAGAAGAAGAAAAAGAAGAAUAGAAAAUAGAUUUUACACUAAUUUUAAGAUCAGACAGAUUUGCUAAUUUAUCUCUUAUUGUAACUGCCAGCGAUAUAAAGAUGAAUAAAUUGUUCCUGUAAAAUAUUAAUAAUUUUUAGAGAUCAAGUUUGCACUGUUUUUUUUAUUCUUAUUUGUUCGGAAAAUAGAUUGAAAAACAAAGAGGUGUUAAAAUCAUGAAUUGGUUUGCUGAAAGGAAAUUAUUUAUUUUGACUGAAGACACAAAUUUUGUUUUUAUAUACUUGAACAACAAAGUCCCUAAGAAGAGGCAUAAUAAUAUACUUGUUUCAUGAAAUGGCGUUGUUAUGUGUUAUAUGUUAAGCAUUUUAAUUUAUUUAUUUAUAAUUGAUGUAUAAAUGUAGUAUUUAUUAAGUUAUAAAUGGUGGUGGAUGCUUAUAUGAAAUUAUGGAAUACCGGUAUUGAAUAUGAGCAAGAAGAGGGUGAUCCAGUAUAACAUUAUAUAUUAUCAAUUAAAUAAAACAUAAAAUAUAAUAAAAAAAGUAAAUAAAAACAAACAAAAAAACAACGAUAUAAUAUCAUGUGUUUAUUCCUUUUUAGCUUUAGUUUCUGUAUGUUCUUUUUUUCAUUCUGAUAUUUAGAUUUUUUUUGGACAUAUAUUUCAUAAAAUUGAGAUAGAUUUUACACUUGUAGAACACAAUGGAUUUUUUUUU
Molecule: messenger RNA, 5138 nt
Organism: Ruditapes philippinarum (Manila clam)
Lineage: Eukaryota; Metazoa; Mollusca; Bivalvia; Venerida; Veneridae
Product: BCAS3 microtubule associated cell migration factor-like
Exons: 22
Coding region: 121-4458 (1445 amino acids)
Biological process (GO): response to starvation; autophagy
Cellular component (GO): cytoplasm
Molecular function (GO): protein binding
Source: RefSeq, a predicted model, not a curated record